This is a messenger RNA of Drosophila eugracilis, 1640 nucleotides long. It is a transcript of the gene Argl, whose product is annotated as argininosuccinate lyase. Lineage: Eukaryota; Metazoa; Arthropoda; Insecta; Diptera; Drosophilidae. Gene Ontology annotation, molecular function: argininosuccinate lyase activity. The record is from RefSeq and is a predicted model, not a curated record. Gene Ontology annotation, cellular component: cytosol.
CGCACAGAGAGAAUUUCGCGUUUGACGUGCCCUAAUCAUAUAAAAAAGCCGAGCAACAUAUUAUUUUCAAAGAUAACACUGUUAUAUGGCACAAUAAAGAAUUGUAUUCGUGAGCUGAGCUGCAGAGCAAAUACUCUCAGUAGACAUCGCACUGUUACGCCAAUCGGAUCCAUAAUGACCCAGAUCCCCGAGACUUGCUAUAAAAUGUGGGGUGGACGCUUCACCGACAAGCCCCAUGAAGCGCUUCAGUCUCUAAACAAUAGCCUUCCCUACGAUUAUCGUCUGUACGCAGAUGAUCUGGAUGCCAGCAAGGCAUAUGCAGAGGCGCUCCAUAGAGCUGGUCACCUGAAUGAAGCCGAAACGGAUAAGUUGGUGAAAAAUCUGGAGCUGUUGCGAUUCGAUUGGAUCGAAGCAUCCGUAAAGUUCCAGCCUGGUGAUGAGGAUGUGCACACGGUCAACGAACGAUUGCUGGUGGAGAUCACCGGUGAGCUGGGCCAACGGCUGCAUACGGGAAGGAGCAGGAAUGACCAGGUGGUCACCGACAUGAAGCUAUGGCUUCGCAAGGCCAUUCGUGAGACCUUGGGCCGUCUGAGUGCCGUCAUCGAAACUGCCGCCCGUCAGGCGGAACUUAAUCUGGGCGUCCUUAUGCCAGGAUACACUCAUCUGCAGAGGGCGCAGCCAGUCCAGUUCUCCCAUUGGCUGCUCUCACAUGCCUUUGCCUUGAAGGAAGAUGGCCAGCGGUUGGUGGAACUGAGGGAUCGUUCUAAUGUCCUGCCCCUGGGAAGUGGCGCACUUGCUGGCAAUCCCCUCGGCAUCGAUCGUUUGUGGCUAGCCGAAAGGCUGGGAUUCUCCGGCAUUACAGCCAACAGCAUGCACGCCGUGGGAGAUCGGGAUUUCGUGGUUGACUUUAUCUACUGCUGCUCCAUGGUGAGCUUGCAUUUGUCCCGUUUGGCCGAGGAUCUGAUCAUCUACAGCACCAAGGAGUUCGACUUCAUCCGACUGGCCGAUGGCUUUUCCAGUGGCAGCAGCCUAAUGCCUCAGAAGCGGAACCCGGACAGCUUGGAGCUGAUACGCGGCAUGGCCGGAGUGAUCACCGCAAAUCUGACGGGCAUUAUGAUGACUAUCAAGGGGACUCCAUCUACAUACAACAAGGACUUGCAGUACGACAAAGAGUUUUGCUUUAAGUCGUUUGACAAACUUUCUCAGGUUCUGGAUGUUGCCGAUGGUGUUCUGCAGACAAUGCAGGUGAAGCAGGAAUCCAUGGAGGCUGCUCUCAGCACAGAUAUGUUGGCCACUGAUUGGGCUUAUUAUUUGGUAAGGAAGGGCAUUCCUUUCCGCCAGGCUCACCACAUUAUCGGUCGCCUGGUUUCCGAGGCCGAACGUCGAGGUGUGGACAUCACCGACCUACCAUUAGGUGAUCUUCAGACCUUUAGCCCUGUUUUUGGAUCGGAUAUCGUUGGAGUGGCUGAUUACUCUAACAACGUGCAGCAGUAUAAUGCGAUCGGUGGAACCGCCAGUAGCAGCGUCGUUGAGCAGCUGAGAUUACUCAAGAAAGUUGCCAAGGAUUUGCGCAAGCAAUCUUAGGACUUCCUUUUUCUGUUGACUCAUUUUUGUAACAAAUUAAAAAGAUUGAUACUUCA